Acromyrmex echinatior (Panamanian leafcutter ant) is the source of this 1281-nucleotide messenger RNA. RefSeq lists its product as uncharacterized. NCBI's taxonomy places the organism in Eukaryota, Metazoa, Arthropoda, Insecta, Hymenoptera, Formicidae. The record is from RefSeq and is a predicted model, not a curated record.
GCUACUCGCGCGGUCGUCGCAGUUGAGGAAAGGACCUCGCUCGUUUCGCGUUGCUUGAAGAGCAUUGCAUUGUGAGGUCGAACUUCGUUGCAUCUUUCAUUUCGCUCACCUACACGCAUUACGACGUAGCGUGUGUGAUUGACGUGUAUACAUCACGAGGAUGGCGAUAGUCCAGAUGCUAUUUUUCCUCGGUGCGGCGUUUUUCGCGUUCGCCAAGGUUAGCGCUAUUCCGGCGAAAUACGAUCAACGGCAGGAUGGCGAGAUCAACGGGCACGGUACGAUAAAGAACCUCCUCUUCGUUAUGCUCUUCCCUGGUAGUAGCGGUAAUACUAACGACAUAAGCGAGCUAGCAUGGCAUGCUAUCCAGGCAGCGGUAAAUGCUCGAUCGAAAGGAGCGAUCAAAUCCAAUGAGGAAAUUCGCCAAGAGAAGCCCUAUUCUACGGAAAUUCAGAUAAAUGAGAAUUAUCUAGAUAAAGAAAAUUUGGUCCAAAAAGUAGAAGGAGAUACGAAAACGUUGAAUGUCUUGGAUCAACAACUGGCACCAGUCGAUGAUGGGCAAAUCGAAAAAAUUGACAGAAUCGCGAGAAAUGUGAAGAAUUUCGACUUUCCGAAGAGCCGUGAGGUGCCAGCUCUUCCGGGAUACUUCGCGAACGUAAGGAAGACGUCCAGACCUAAGACAAGAGACAGUGGCCGAGCUCGGAGCGUGGUUGGGAACGUGGUUUGGAAUCCCGACGAUGAACCUGGAAGACCAUCGUUAAAGAAGCAGCUACCUGGGGAAAAGGACGUCGCACUGUAUUCUUCGAACGCUGAGAAAAACGAUGUGUCUCCGCUAUUUGAGGAGAAGCAGCAGGAACUCAGACUGCUGGGCGACGGUGUUGAGAACUGCGGUCCAGGAAGACAUCGCGACGCGUCCGGCGUUUGCCAGUUCGACGAAUCAGCCCCUUCUCUUUAGCUUUAAGUUCCCAUGGCUGUAGAUCUUAAACAUUAAAAUAUAUUAGUUAUUAUCAUGCGAUUAAUUCUCAUACGAUAUUUUAUUUUUUAUUUAGCAUGAAUUUUAUAUCAGAUUUAUUACAUCUGCUGAAAGUAUUUUUUUUUGCUUAUUAGUGCAAAAAUCAUCCCACAUAAAAUGAGAAGAGCAAUGAAUUAUUUAAUUUAGCACGUAAAAUGCGCUGAAUGCGAGAUAAUUAUCGUUUUAUAUAAAAUAUACAUGUAUAAAAGUAUACGAAGAUUUACUGCAUGUAUCUAUUAAGCUACUUGAUCAAUAAAAUACUUAAACGACAA